AUGGCACUUAUAACACAGCAGCGCGGUAGCCUGGGGCGAUGGUGGAGUCUGAUAUGCAUAGGCCUGUUCCUGCUACUAAGAGAAGCACGAGGAGAAGUCAACAACGAGACCAGUCCUACCCAUAUCUUCAAAUCACGACCCGACCUCCACGCCCCCAUGAUCGACAUCCUCCUCCUCCAACCCGACCUCGUCGAACCCGGCUACAUCUUCAUCGCCCCCUACCGCAACCUCGACCCGGGCCCUUACAUCUACGACAACCAGGGCGAACUCGUAUGGUCUGGCGCCGGCUGGAGCGGGCCUAGAGUUGCCCACACCCCGCGCGUCUGCCAGUACCAUGGGGAAGACCAUCUGUGCUUCUUCACCGGGGAGCAGCAUCAAGGGUUCUCGCGCGGACAUGGCGUGAUUAUGGACAAGCACUACAGAACUGUACGGACGAUCGAAGCGCACGGCGCGGGAGCGACUAGCGACAUGCACGAGUUCAAGAUGGCGCCGUACGCGGAUGGGAAGAGCGUGUUGAUGACGGUGUACCAGCCGCGACAGUACGAUUUGACGACGAACCCGCGGUUCAACGUGAAAGACGGGAUGGGCUGGAUCGUGGAGGGCGUGUUUCAGGAGAUUGAGAUUGAUACGAAUAAGUUGCUGUUUGAAUGGCGGUCGUUGGAUCAUGUGGACCCGGGGGAUGCGUGGACGACGCCGCAUUCGACGGAUACGAGUGGGAAUGGGUGGCAGGAGUGGCAUCCGUGGGAUUACUUCCACUUGAACUCGAUUGACAAGAAUAAGGAGGGUGACUAUUUGAUAUCGGCACGGCAUUGUAGUGCCAUCUACAAGCUCUCUGGCAAGGACGGCUCGAUCAUCUGGACAUUGGGAGGCGUGAAGUCGGAUUUUGAGACGACAAACUUCAACUUCGCCUACCAACACCACGCGCGCUGGCUCUCGGAGACAGCAGAGAAGACCGUCAUCUCCAUGUUCAACAACGGCUUCAAUGGUUACAACGAAACCACCGACCUCUCCCACGGCUUCAUCAUCGAAAUCGACCACGUCACGAAGAAAGCGACCAUGACCCGCAAAUGGGGUGCUCCAGACAUCGUAGGCGGCGGUCUACGCUCCGCAUCCCAAGGCUCCAUGCAACUACUCCCGGGUGGUAAUGUGCACAUCGGCUGGGGCGACCACGCGCGCUACUCCGAACAUACUUGGGACGGCACACCAGCCAUGUACGCUCGGCUGGCCAAAGACCCGUCCGGCGUGCCCAGCUACCGCUCGAACAAGUACAACUGGACUGCGCAGCCCCUGACCAAACCCGCUUUGUGGACUUACAGCAAAGAAGGUGCCGCUACCAACGACCAGAAAAUGGCCUUCUGGGCUUCAUGGAACGGCGCAACCGAAGUCGCGAGCUGGAACUUCUUCACCGCCGACUCCGCGACUGGACCCUGGAACUUCGUCGCGAGCGAGGAGAAGCGCGGGUUCGAAACUGUGCACCAUAGUCGCAGUUUCAGCCAGUGGGCUUACGCGCAGGCACUGGAUAAAAGCGGGAAGGUGUUGGAGGACAGCGUGAUUUCGCGCACGUUUGUGCCAAGCGAGAAGUUGCGGCCGUUCUGUGGGGAUGAAGGGUGUAGGCAGGCGGAGCCCAUUAAGCUGGAGGACGAGGACUUUACGCCGUAUGAGAUGCCGAAUGAGGUUGGGCAGGAGACGUUGAGUACGGGGAGGGGGUUUGAUACUACGGGGUAUUAUCAUGGGUUUGACGGGGGUGGGCAUGAGGCGGACAGACCGGAUGGCGAGGAGGAUGGUGGGAAUGCUUCGAUCGAGCCAUCGACACCAGACGUACUCCCGAGCGGUGGCAACAGGAACGAAUACCAUUUCUCCGCUCCUGGACCUAUGCUCGACGGCAACCCGAAAGGAGGCAUCGGCAGCUCGAAUAUUGUCGUGCUGCUGAUUGGAGUGGUGACGGGGUUUUUUGCCUCGUUCUGCUUCAAUUUCGUACGCGGUAGGGGGUAUAGGAGGGUGCAGACGUAUGAGCCUUGA
This is a messenger RNA of Saxophila tyrrhenica, 2019 nucleotides long. RefSeq lists its product as uncharacterized. NCBI's taxonomy places the organism in Eukaryota, Fungi, Ascomycota, Dothideomycetes, Mycosphaerellales, Extremaceae. The record is from RefSeq and is a predicted model, not a curated record. The transcript is spliced from 2 exons. The coding region runs from base 1 to 2019 and encodes 672 amino acids.